AUGCCGCCUUCUCCACCGCCUAACGCCGCGAUUGAGGUCCAGCCCUCACCUCGCCUCCCGCCACUUCAUCCGCGGCCGCGCCGCUUCGCGAGGCCAUUACGGCUGCUGCUCGUGCUGCUCGCGCUAGCGGCCGCUGCCGCCGUCGGCUGGCUUUGUAUCCAGCACCGCGCGGCGAUCCUUGCGAGGUUUCUCACGCUGCUGCAGGCCGUGCAGGCGCUAGGGCCACUCCGGGGCACGCUCUUGCUCGUCUGCAUGCAGGUUGCGGGCUUUGUGUUGUUGAUACCAACUUCGAUCCUCUCCGUCGCCGCUGGAGCCGCCUUUGGGCUGCAGAUUGGGAUAGCCGCGGCGGCGGCCGGUUACCUCACUGGCUCCCUCUUCCCCUUCUUCCUCUCGCGCCGUGUACUCUCCGCGACCGCCACUCGCUUGGUCCGCUCCUACCCGCUCGCGUCUGGCGUCCUUGCCGCCGUCGAUGAGCAGCCGUUUCUCCUCAUCGUGCUGCUGCGCCUCUCCCCGGCUCUGCCGGCGCCGGUCAACUGCUACUUGCUCGGGCUCACCUCCGUCCCGACGUCGACCUAUCUGGUCGCCACUGCCCUCGGCGCGGCCCCAAACUGCGUCUUUUGCGUCUACCUCGGCUCGCUCAUGCAGUCGAUAGCAGAGGUGCUGCAAGGCGACGGCGCGGCCCCGCCGUGGCCUCUCAUCGUCCUCGGCCUCGCCGCCACCGUCGGCGCGCUUGCUCUCAUCUCCAGCGUAGCGCGCCGC
Molecule: messenger RNA, 759 nt
Organism: Emiliania huxleyi CCMP1516
Lineage: Eukaryota; Haptophyta; Isochrysidales; Noelaerhabdaceae
Exons: 1
Cellular component (GO): membrane
Source: RefSeq, a predicted model, not a curated record